Molecule: messenger RNA, 1151 nt
Organism: Pelagomonas calceolata
Lineage: Eukaryota; Pelagophyceae; Pelagomonadales; Pelagomonadaceae
Source: the annotation of a GenBank genome assembly
GUUUCCGGCUUCUCUUUGUCCGGGACGAUUUAGCGGCCGUCGGCUUCAGCUGGACAUCCCAGGCACUUAUUCGUGAGAUUUCUUGUGACCGCAGCGACCUCUCGGCUCCCAGGAGCUAGAUACGCUAGCACCCCCUCAGUGGCACCUGGCCUGCAGCAUCGCAGCGGUGGUCGGAUCGGUGCACAAGCAUCGUAGCGUCGCAUAGGUGCGCAGUCGUCGCUGCGUCGUCGCGGAUCGUAAGAAAAAAUGCUAAACACGCUGCGCCGCCGCGCCGACUACGCCACGCUGUCGCGAAGAGGCACGUUUCGCGAGUGGACGCGCGAGGUUCGGCUGCGCGAGUACGUGAAACGCGCCCUCAAGGCGACCGCGGCCGUCGCGGGCAUCAUCCUCGCCGGCGGCGCCGUCUAUAGUCUUGCAGAGGGCCGCCAGUUCGCCGAGAGCUGCUACACGGCGCUCGCAAUAGCAACAACAAUUGGCGUUUCCGACGACCUCGAGCCGAAGACCGCCGCGGGCCGCUGCUUCACGGUUUUCUACUCGCUGUCGACGUUCGUCGCCCUGCCCUUGUUACUAAAUGUGGCGGCCAACGGCGUGGCGCGCGUCGGCCUGACGCUCUGGGGCGCCGUGGCCGGCUACGAGUUGACGCGGGACCCGACGCUGCGCCACCAGCGCCGGCUGGGCUGCGUUUUAACAAUUCUCGUGCUGCACGUAUUGCUAUUCGGCGGCCUCAUGGGCUACACGCUGACGUUUCUGGCGCCGUCGUACUGGGAGUCGGUCUACUACGCGUACAUGGCGCUCUCGUCGAUUGGCGUUGAUUCCACUGUUCCGCACACGCCCGCGGCCGUCGCCUACGUGGCGUACUACGUGCUCGCCGGGCUGGGGCUCCUGACGCUCGUCGCGGAGGACGCCUACGGCCUCUACUGCGUCUACAAGGCGUACCUGGAUGACGAGGAGGAUUGCGCCGUGCACGAGUCUCCCCGGUUACUGCGGCGCGACAGCUCGCAGAUUGAACCAAAACUCAAUUGGGUCCUCGGCACCGUGCACAAGAUACUAAACCUCCCGCGGCGCCUCUCGGCCCAGGCCCUCGCGAGCGCCACGACGAAUCCCCUGCGACCAUGACUGUGUGUGUCCUAAGUGUUGUUAACAUAACCUAC